Phoenix dactylifera (date palm) is the source of this 2616-nucleotide messenger RNA. RefSeq names its product Excinuclease ABC, C subunit, N-terminal. The record is from RefSeq and is a predicted model, not a curated record. NCBI's taxonomy places the organism in Eukaryota, Viridiplantae, Streptophyta, Magnoliopsida, Arecales, Arecaceae.
UUUUGUGCAGACGUCUACCGUCACCCGCUUUCUUAAUUUUUUUUGAUGAUAUAUCAAAGGUAGAGCUGGUGCUGGGCCUGGGAGUCGAGCGGGGACUUCUUUACGACGAAGGAGAAUGGAGAGGAUGUCGACAAGAUUCCGAUCCAUCAAAAAUCCCCACCCACCUUCUUCCCCGGCCGAUAAAAGGAAGGAAGAGACCGCUUCCUCUUCCUCCUCCCCUGCUCUUCCUCAAAAGCAGAACGGAGGAACAAAAGAUCCCGAGACGAAACGAGCAUCCGCGUGGUCCGUCUAUUUGAUCGUUUCUUCUCGACUGCCCAAGACCUAUGUGGGGGUCACCACCAAUAUCAUUCGCCGUUUGAAACAACAUAAUGGUGAAUUAAGGGGUGGGGCAAAAGCAUCUUCUUCAGGAAGGCCUUGGGUUCUUGCAUGUAUCAUCCAAGGAUUUAAGGACCAAAGUGAAGCUUGUGUAUUUGAAUCAAAAUGGAAGGGCAUUUCACGAAAAAUGCCACGGAAAAAGAAGGAAGGCUGUGCCUUAAAUUCAUUGUUGGAACACCGUGAAGCAGCUUUGAACAGACUACGAGCAUCAUUUGAUUGCAGCUUCUUACAAGUCGAAUGGCAAUCUAUCUCAUCUUGAUUUACUGCUGCACUGAGCAAUACAUGGAAUUUUUCUGGAAAGAAUUUGUUAAUAUUUAUUUAAUAGAGUACCUGGGAGAGUCUCAAUUUGCUCCAUUUGCAUUGGGAACGGAAAUGGCACUAAGAUGCAAAAAGGAGUCCAAAAAAGAAAUGUGCAACUCUUAAAUUAUUUUUUGCGAGAGAGAAUAUGUAAUUGUAUCAACAAAGAUUUCUUCAACUGAGCUAAAAUUUUAUGCGCUACAAUUGUGUCAUUGUGGAGGAUCCUUGUUGAUUUCUGUUAAUUGUGCUUGCCUAAUUGUUUUAUAUGAGGGGCCUUCUUGAUUUCCCAGUCUUUGCUAGAACUGAGAGAAUGCAUUAGCUAAUAGCUUGGUGGAACAAUUUAAAGGAUUGCUGUCCAUUAUGUAUUUGAGAACUUGAAUUUCUUCUUAUAUGCGUCCCUUCAUCUAAUAAAGCAAGUUGCUUUGGAACAUCUUUACUGAAAACAAAGCUGCAACAUGGAGGUCAUGUCAAGAUUGUUGCCAACAACAGCAAACAAGGUCAUCAGGAAUAAAAUUUACGUGGGCAUUACCCGGAAAUAUUUUUUCAUUUCUUCUUCCAUAACCAAAAGGUAAAUACUUCAGCUUUCAUUUUUAAAUGCAAAAAGGUUUUCUGACUUUAGUCAUUUGAUAUAUAUCUUGAUUAAAAUCUGCGACAACCUUAUGAAACGAAACUACUGCAGAAACCUAGUGCAUGGCCUGACUUAGUCCACAAAUAAAUUGUUGAUGCACGCCAUAUUAAGUUCCACAGAAACCUUAUGAAACCAAACUAAGCCUUGCAGAAACCUAGUGCAUGGCCUGACUUAGUCCACAAAUAAAUUGUUAGGUGCAUGGCAUAUUAAGUUCUACCCCAAAAAAAAUGCAUUAUCUAGUUAUCCUUUGUUUAACUAUGCAGUAUUCUAUGAUCUCGGUGCUUAUGGUGUUCCUUGUAUGAUGUUUUAAGCUUGAUGCAUCUGCAUGACUCUUUGAUUAUAAAUGCAUCUUUUAUGGAUCAUCCAAACUUAAGGGUCUUAUAAAUUCUACAGUGUCUUCAUUAGUUACAUGAUCAACGUAAAUUUUCUGGAAUGAAGAUUGCUCUUCCACUCCUGUAAGUUACAUGAGAUAUUUGAUAUUUCAUGCAUUGAUUGCAGUUAGAAGAAUGAUCUUCUUAUGCUGGACAUGGGAAAGGCUAGUUGUACCAGUUAGUUGGAACACCAUAAGGGAAAGAUUUUGUAUACAGCAGGACCAGUAAUGGAGUCACAGUUUUGGGACAGACAUCCUUAGUCAAAAUUAAUUUUAGAUUGAGGUCCAUAUUUAAGCUCAAAGCAAGGAUGAGUGCAGAAAAGUUGGAGUUCAAGUAGACUGAGCAAUGUCAGAAUGUUAGUACUCUAUAUUGUGGGAGGCUAAUCAUUGAUGUUUUAAGAGUGAGGCUUUGCUAGUUCAUCUUGCCCAAGAGGACAGGGAAUACUCUUUAGCAAUCAGAUAUGCCACCUCUCUGUCCAGCAACUGUCAGACAAAGUUUGAGGUCUUGGUCAGCUUUGUAGACGCUGGGACCAUCAGACCCAGAACGUGUUCCCCUACCUGAGAUUUUUAAGAGAAGCAUGGGGUUCAACCUGGAUGAGGUCCUGGAGGCCCAGUCCUUUGCCUUGAUACGGAGUUGCAAUGGAGACAACUAGCCGCUUAUAGCUGAGGGUGAUCCUCUCUCUACACUCCCUGGCCUUCAGCAAUGUCCUUUCACUGUUUCUCCUCUUCAUGCUAGCAGAAAUGGCAGCACAUCCUGAGUCCAGAGGACUGCAGUCUCUGAUCUGCUUGCCUGCAGUCUCUAGCAUGGCCUCUUGCUGUACAUUUUAAAGAAAAUAUGUUAAUCAGUUAAUUCACAUUAAGUACACAUUUUGAUAAAUAGGGCGGUAUCUCAUUUUUUUGAUGGUCUGGUAACAAAUGAUGUGUUUAUUUCAGAAUUUAGUGGUUA